This is a messenger RNA of Rubroshorea leprosula, 3987 nucleotides long. The record is from the annotation of a GenBank genome assembly. NCBI's taxonomy places the organism in Eukaryota, Viridiplantae, Streptophyta, Magnoliopsida, Malvales, Dipterocarpaceae.
ACAGUUUUCAGAUCUGUUGUUCUUUUUUCCAAGAAAAAGUGCAAUUAUGCCACCAAAAAGAAACGUUGGGAAGGCUGCCCAGACUUUACAGAUUGGGCUUGGUAAAGGCAGUCCAGCACACUCAGAAGGGGAGAAUGAGCCAAUCAUUCCACCACCAUUGUCACCAAUACUUAGGGAGCACUCUUUUGUCAAUCCUACCUUCAACAAGGAUAGUGAAUCUGGAGAUGAUGUUGCUCAAUCUGGUGAUUCCCUUAUGAAAGCUAUGUCAGAACAUAUUAGCAUCAAGAGGUGCACACAGUUGGAAUCUGAGGCAAGAGCUCAACAAAGAAGCCAAGAACCGACAUGCGGCGCUCUAAUGAAGAAAGUGCCAGAAUCUGGCGCGAGCAAAAUGCAGAAAAUUGGAGAGCUUUCCAAGCUAAAACAGAACAAAUGCAGGAGGCAUUUCGAAGUGCCAGAAUUGAACCUCAGCCACAAGCAACAGAUCUUCAAAGCUCUCACCUGGUAUAUGAGUCUACCACAAAAUUCAGUUUACACUUGGAGGCAGAUGGAAGAUCUUUUCCAUAUCCAGUUUUACCGUAGUGAGCCAGAAGUGUCCAUGGCAGAUUUAUCUCAUCUGGAAUUUGUCAAGCUGGCACAAAAUGGUCUGGACAUUGAGUUAAGGAAAAAGUUUGAGGGGAUGGAGUUUCGUGAUUUCUUUGAGUUGUCUUACAAGGUGGCUCGUUAUGAAAAUUUAUUACAAGAGGACACACAAAGGAAAUUUGCAUCUCAUGGGACUUAUUAUGGUGAUGCUAACUUUGAUCUGGAAGAGACAGAAGUGGUGGAUAAAAUCGACAAGGGAAUUCUACGUUUUCCAAAUAAGGCCAAAGAAACUAUGGGAGUUGAUGCAAAUCUAUUCCCUACCAUGUCUAUUAGGGUGAAUGCAGCAGAUCUUAGGAGCAUUGCCAGAGACAGAACUCAGACAUACUAUAGGCACAGACUUGCAGCUGAUGAUCUGAGAUGGGUCAUUGAGGAGGCAAGGGCCCAUAGAAAUCAGGCUCAGCAGCUUCCAGCAAUGAGAAAAUCAGUGUGGGUUCGUAAAGAAAAAGGAAGCACAUCUGGUCAGACUUCUCUAGAAAAGAAUGAACCACCCAGAAGUCCAACUUCACAUCGAGUUCUGACUGUGGAAUCAAAUGAAGAAGUUGGUUUGAAGGCGAAGUUUGAUGUGUCAGAUAGAGCGAAAAAUUCAUCAAAUGUAAUCUAUUUUGAUUUGACUGAGGAAGAAGAAGUCAUUGAGAUCCCAGCUAAGGAAGAUGGUGGUAUGGAUUCAGCAGAUAAAAUCAUUUUUGAAAAACUAGAAGAGAGGAUGGCCAGACAUAUCAGGCCAUUAUACACUAAUGCACAUCUGGAUGGUAUGCCGAUAAAUCAAGUUCUAGUUGAUAAUGGAGCAGCUAUCAAUGUUUUGCCAACUUGUAUUCUGCACAAAAUUGGCAAAUCUUUGGGUGAUUUAAUGGAGACAAAAGUGACAAUCAGUGACUUUACUAGUGGAGUAAAUCGCUCAAGGAGAAUUCUGCCAGUAGAACUUACCAUUGGAAAUAGAACUCUCAUAACUGAAGUGGUGACAGCAGAUGACAAGCCGUUUGUGCCAAAUACCAAUGCAGUGAAAGCUCGUUAUUAUGAUAAAGAUAUUGGGACUAUCCGUUUCUUUGGGAUGGGCCGCUAUGGUAGACCUUCUGGAAUUACUGCUUGCACCAGAUCUGCAAUGGACAGACAGACUGUGAAGGAGGAAUUAGAUCUGGCACCAGCGAAACUCGAUGAUUUGAAGGCAGAAGUACAAGAUCCCCUAGAAGAGGUAAAUCUAGGUCUGGACAGAAAUCUGGUAGAGCACAGAUUACCAAUUAGAGAAGAUUUCAAGCCUUUUAAACAGCCGCCUAGACGAAUGUCUCCAGAAGUCACCUUGAAAGUCAAAGAAGAGAUAGAGCAGCUGUUGAAGGUUGGUUUCAUCAAAACUUCCAGAUAUGUGGAAUGGUUAUCUAAUGUGGUUCCUGUGGUUAAAAAGAAUGGCAAGCUAAGAAUCUAUGUAGACUUUAGAAAUCUGAAUCUGGCAACACCAAAAGAUGAAUAUCCUAUGCCUAUUGCAGAUUUAUUGGUGGAUGGUGCAGCACACCACCGAAUUCUGUCAUUCAUGGAUGGCCACAGUGGAUACAACCAGAUUUUUAUAGCAGAAGAGGACAUUCCAAAGACCACUUUCUGUUGCCCAGGAGCUAUUGGUACGUAUGAAUGGGUGAUUUAUAUUGAUGAUAUGGUUGUGAAAUCUAAUGAAGAUGAAGAACAUCUGGGGCAUUUAAAGCUGGCUUUUGAAAGAAUGAGGAAGCAUGGUCUAAAGAUGAAUCCUUUAAAAUGUGCAUUUGGCGUUUCUGUUAGAAAUUUUCUGGGAUAUUUGGUGCAUGAGCAAGGCCUGGAAGUGGAUCAAAACAAGGCAAGAGCUGUUAUUGAAGCACAGCCGCCAAGAAGAAAGACAAGAGUUUUUCCGCCACUGCUGAAGCUGAAAUCAGAAGCAGAUUUUAAAUGGGAGAGACACCAUCAGACCGCCUUUGAGGAAAUAAAGCAUUAUUUAUCAAAACCGCCGGUCUUAGUGCCUCCUUUAAGAGGCAAACCUUUGAUUUUGUGCAUAUCUGCCGCAGAUGAAUCUGUAGAUUUCCUAGCAGAUCAUCCGUGCCUGGAAGUAGAAGCGGAUGAGGGAAAAGGAAUUAUUAUUAUUUCUCCAGCUAGUUUGAAAACCCAGAUGUCAUUUCAGUUAGAUUUCAAUUGCACCAACAAUCAAGCUGAAUAUGAGGCAUUGAUUAUUGGCCUAGAAGUGUUGGUAGAGCUCAAGCUCUUGGAGGAAUUUGAUGAUGUGAUCUUGAGGCAUGUUACACGAGAUCUGAAUAUAGAAGCAAAUGAGAUGACACAAAUUGCCUCGUGUUUAAAAAUCCCAGAAGGCGUGAUGAGCAGAAUUGUUGUUGUGAAAAAACGAAUUCUGCCAUCUAUUCACAUGCGUGAUGAGUACUGCCAGAUUAUGUCAUAUGUGCAUAACGGAAUCUAUGGUGCGCACCAAGUUGGAAUUAAGAUGAGAUGGCUAAUUCGCAAACAUGGAUUCUUUUGGCCAUCGAUCUUGAAAGAUUGCAUCAGCUAUGCUAAAGGUUGCAAAGCCUGCCAGAUUCAUGGACCACUUGACUUCAGAUCAGGGGAUAGUUUUGUUGGUGCACAAGUUGAGGCGUUUGCAAAAGAAAUGGGAUUUAGGUUACUCACUUCAACCUCUCAUUAUGCUCAAGCCAAUGGUCAAGCUGAAGUUUCCAACAGAAUUGUGAUAAAUCUGCUUGAAAAAAUGGUUGAUGAUAAUCCAAGGCGUUGGCAUGAGCUGUUAUCUAACACAAUCUGGGCUUACAGAACUUCACAAAGGAGUUCUACCAAGGUAACUCCAUUCUCUUUAACUUAUGGACAUGAUGCUGUUCUGCCCAUGGAGUUGUCUACUAGAUCAUUGCGUAUAGUAAUUCAACAUGGUCUCACUUCUGGAGAAUAUAAUGAAGCAAUGAUUCUAGAGUUAGAAGACCUUGAAGGUAUGCGAUUGACUGCCUUAAAUAGGCUACAAACGCAGAAAUUAAAAGUGGCUCGAGCAUACAACAAACAGGUGAAAUCCAAAAGUCUGGCAGAAGGAGAUCUGGUAUGGAAAGUAAUUCUGCCACCUGGAAAGAAAGACCCCAGAUUUGGAAAAUGGUUUCCAAAUUGGGAAGGACCAUUUCGUAUACCUGAAGUGCUUAGAGAAGGAGCAUAUUGGCUUGAAUCAUUAAAUGGAGAGUUAUAUCCUUGAAAAAUAAAUGGAAUCUACCUUAAGCCUUACUAUCCUAUGAUAUGGGAGGCUAGGGGUUCGAAUACCAUUGGUUCUACGUGAGACAGAUUUGAGGUAGGAUUUGUAUAGUAUUUUAUUUCAUUGUUUAGCAUUUUAUCAUUCAAUAAAAGUGCUGAGCUGAA